AUGAAGGGCGGAGAGGGGGACGCGGGCGAGCAGGCCCCGCUGAACCCCGCUGGCGACGGCCCCGCGGCCUCGGCCACGUACCGAGAGUUCGUGCACCGCGGCUACCUGGACCUCAUGGGGGCCAGUCAGCACUCGCUGCGGGCGCUCAGCUGGCGCCGACUCUACCUCAGCCGGGCCAAGCUCAAGGCCUCCAGCCGCACGUCCGCCCUGCUGUCGGGCUUCGCCAUGGUGGCCAUGGUGGAGGUACAGCUGGAGAACAAACACGAGUACCCGCCAGGCUUACUGGUGGCCUUCAGUGCCUGCACCACCGUGCUAGUAGCUGUGCACCUCUUUGCCCUCAUGGUCUCCACGUGUCUGCUGCCCCACAUUGAAGCCGUUAGCAACAUCCACAACCUCAACUCUGUCCACCAGUCACCACACCAGCGACUCCACCGCUACGUGGAGCUGGCCUGGGGCUUCUCCACUGCCUUGGGCACCUUCCUCUUUCUUGCUGAAGUUGUCCUGGUUGGCUGGGUCAAGUUUGUACCCAUUGGGGCUCCUUCAGGCACACCGGCUCCUGUGGUAGCUGCCUCCCAGGUGCCUGGGACUGUGCCACCGGUGGCCACCCCUCUUAGCCCAGCUUCAAAGCUCCUGCCAUCCCCUGGUUCUGGAGCCCCGUCACAUGCCGGGUCACCUGAGGCCUGCCCACCCCGGCAAGUGUGCGGUGGUAGCGAGGCCCACGGGCCAGGCUGGCAAGCAGCCAUGGCCUCUACAGCAAUCAUGGUACCUGUGGGGCUCGUGUUUGUGGCCUUUGCCUUACAUUUCUACCGCUCCUUGGUGGCACACAAGACAGACCGUCACAAGCAGGAGUUAGAGGAGCUGAGUCGCCUGCAAGGGGAGCUGCAGGCUGUGUGA
This is a messenger RNA of Orycteropus afer afer, 894 nucleotides long. It is a transcript of the gene ORAI3, whose product is annotated as ORAI calcium release-activated calcium modulator 3. The transcript is spliced from 2 exons. The coding region runs from base 1 to 894 and encodes 297 amino acids. Gene Ontology annotation, molecular function: store-operated calcium channel activity. The record is from RefSeq and is a predicted model, not a curated record. Gene Ontology annotation, cellular component: membrane. Lineage: Eukaryota; Metazoa; Chordata; Mammalia; Tubulidentata; Orycteropodidae. Gene Ontology annotation, biological process: store-operated calcium entry.